This is a messenger RNA of Phialemonium atrogriseum, 944 nucleotides long. RefSeq lists its product as uncharacterized. The coding region runs from base 499 to 864 and encodes 121 amino acids. The record is from RefSeq and is a predicted model, not a curated record. The transcript has a single exon. Lineage: Eukaryota; Fungi; Ascomycota; Sordariomycetes; Cephalothecales; Cephalothecaceae.
CCCGCCUCAUUCACCCGCAAUAUAUUAGCCGUCAGGCAGUCUUCAAUCCUCUCGGGACUCUUCUGGUUCAAUCCGCCUGGCCGCCAUCAUGGCCCUCGUCUGAGUCGUCUCCUUCCCCGCUAAUCCUGCGUAGUACCACGAUUCUGGAUUCUGGGGCAGCCCGACUCAUGUCCACACCUUGCAUACUUCGCAGGUAUGUGUAGACACCAACCAGCAUUCCGAUGCUCCCAACGGGCAACGGCGCAACGGUUUGUCUCUCACUCCCUCCUCUCCCGUCAGGAGUCAGGCCUCAACGUAUCCACAACCGCCCAUCCUACCUAUAUCAUCUAUGUAGGUACAGUAUGUAUGUAUGUACUCCUACCAAGGUAGAUAACCCACAGCACACCUACUUCCCGUGCGCAUUGAGGGCCAAACCAACAUUGCACCUUCUUCGUGCGCCACGCACACGCUAGACGAACUAGGCAAGGGUCUGGGGUGCAGCUAUCUCUUCUCCUUCCCAUGUUCUGGCGUAGCAUCUACCUACCCCACUGGGCGCUAGUCGGCCCCUCUCGCUCCUGGGUGUGUACUCCGUUGGAGAGUCCCAACGGAGGAACGGUCUACGCUACCUCCCUACGACUAAUAUGGUGUAGGCCGUGUACCACGUCGCAAGGCCCCCCUGCCAACUGCCUGGGAAUCUCAAGCGACCCAAAGGACAACCCAAGCGGUCGCAAUAUAUUGACCCCAGACCCUUCACUUCCCCCACGGUCUCGAGGUUUCCUAGUUCUCUCUCCAUUUCCGAUCGCAGUGUCUUCCCAUCCGACGCGCCGCCUUUGUCCCGCCAUCCGUCUGACCCGUUACCGUCCCGGUUCGCACAACCAUUUCUGACUUUGGGAUCGACUGACCAGCGGCCCACCAUCGGUGAACCGUUCGCGCGGCUCGGCCCCCAGCUCAGACACCAAGCUGCG